CGAGGACCCCACCGCAAGCGCGUCUUCGUGUCUUUUGCACGCGUGAAGGCGAAGCAGAUGAGGUGAAUCGCAUGGAACACCACACGCAGCGCCGUACACGACGUGACAUUCCACAACAGCCAUGUCGCGACAACUCGCCUCCCGUAACUUGAGCCUGACGGAGGAAUUGGAACAUCUCGAGCAGUCCAUCACGCGCUGCCUGCAGGACAUCGACGCCAACUUCAGCAAGGCGCAUCGCAUCGUCUCCACCAGCAUCCUACCCAUCAUCGAGCAGUAUGCCAAGCACAGCAAUGGCGUCUGGGAGGGCUCAAAGUUCUGGAAACAAUUCUUCGAGGCCUCCGCCAAUGUCUCCUUGUCGGGGUACGAGGAGAACGUGAACGAGGAAGAUGUUACGCACACCGACAGCACAUCCACUGCCCUCGACACUCCCUCGGACCACGGAGGCUAUGCGCAACAAGGCGCACAAGAGCAGGAAGACGAGGAUGAGUUCGAGGUCGACUCCCCAACCCAAGUCACCGGCCUGCAGACCACGCCCAGACUUCCCUCGACGACCAAGAAAACGAACGGCAAAGCACCCGCGCAUCUCCGCUCGCCUUCCCCGAGAAAGUACACCGGCAAGAAUCCGCUCGCUAUGGACCAGUCACCCGAAGACCCCAGCACGCCUCGCCCGCAGACCUACUCCAACGUGCAAUCCUCCCCCUUCGAACCCGAGUCCGCAUACCAGGCUUCCGCCCAGUUUCCACGCACCAACAACGACCCGCUCAUGCAUCGCUCCGUGCUAGACAAGAACUACCGCGUCCAAGCCACGCCCCACACCCAACGCAGACAACGACAAGCCGGCCCAUCCGCAGCAGUAGGAACAGUAGCAGCAGCAGCAAAACCAACUCCAUCCACAGCCUCCAAACGCCUCCCUUGGGACGACUCUCCUCACUCCUCCCCUGCCAUCGCGGCCCCACAACUCCGCAGCGACCUCUUCUCCCCAACAAAACCCUCCACCGCCCUGAACCUCCCCCGCACCCCAGGCGUCUCCAUCCUCACCCCCGCGCGAAAUCGCACCACCACCGCCGGCGGGCCAGGAGCAGCGCCAACAACAACAACAGCCGCACCCACAACCUCUACAGGCCGCCAGCUCUUCUCCCCCCAAGACAAAACAUACAGCGCAACGAAGUCCAACGCCCGCUCCAACAGCGCCGCGCACAUCUUCUCUUCAGACGAUGACGACUCCUCCGACGGCGACGGCGAGAUGUCCCCGCCGAAAACGAUGCAGUUCUUUGUGCCGCAGAGUCGGCUGCUGCAGACGCCGGCGCGCGAGGCGAGUAAGCGGAUUGUAGAGGAUUUGUUGCUUACGGCUGGGGCGGGGGGUGAGGAUGAUACGAUGGAGGAGGAGGAGGAGGAGGAGGAGGAGGAGGAGGAGAUUGAAGGGAUUGACGAUCCGAGUUUGGUGGAUGAGCCGAGUCCGAGUUUGGUUGUGCGCAGGGGGAAGGACUGA
This is a messenger RNA of Neohortaea acidophila, 1489 nucleotides long. Its product is annotated as DASH complex subunit Ask1-domain-containing protein. Gene Ontology annotation, biological process: attachment of spindle microtubules to kinetochore. Gene Ontology annotation, cellular component: mitotic spindle pole body; mitotic spindle; DASH complex. Lineage: Eukaryota; Fungi; Ascomycota; Dothideomycetes; Mycosphaerellales; Teratosphaeriaceae. The record is from RefSeq and is a predicted model, not a curated record. The coding region runs from base 122 to 1489 and encodes 455 amino acids. The transcript has 3 exons.